UUUUUUUUUUUUUUUUGGGCAUGCAAGUCAUGAUCUUGACUCUAAACCGGCAACGGCAAGCGACUUGAUGACGCAUUUGAUUACGCGUAUGUGUAUCUGUUACUAUUAAUUGUAUCCGUGUGUGUGUGUUUCGUGAUUUUACGAGAUGUUUGUAAAAAUGCUUGGCGCGCAAUUUUUGCCUUACCUGGCGCAAGGCAGCAGCUGUGUUCUAAUGUUAUGGAUAGCACUAAGUGCAGCGCAUGUGGUUGAAAAGAAUAAUAACGAAGCCGCGCCAGCAGCCACAGAUGUCAAUUUGGUGUUGGUUAACAAAUGUUGUGAAAAGUUUGAAAUACAUGUCAACAAUAUAUGUCAGCAGGUCAACCAAACCGAUUACUUUCAGCCCAUGUUUACCAGCUAUGGCGGUGAACAGAAUCAAGAUGUAGCGCAUUUUAAGUUUGUUAUCGGCGUGCCCAACUGUGGCUCCAAGCAGAUGUGGCCCGUGCUGCAUUAUCCGGGCAGCUACGACAAGUUGGUGCUGCUGGCUGAUGGCAAACUGCGGCAUUAUACCAACACAGAGAAUGAGGAGGAUGAGCAGCGUGGCGAGCAGUCCGACUAUGAUGAGGAGCUAGCAGAGGCAAAGAAGCCACGCUUCUAUGACUAUGAACAAGGACAGUACUGUUUGGAUAAGGCCGUUUCACCGCAGCAUGAGCAGAGCCUCUUCGCUCACAUCUGCCUGGCCAAAAAGGAAAACACCUGGAGUGAUGGCAACUUUCUGUUGCGUAAAAUACUCAAUCCCAUAUUUCACAUAAUAGCGCUCAUCUGUCUGCUGAUCAUAGCCAUUAUCUACUUUAUAUUACCCACGCUUAGCAGAGAUCUAGUGGGCAACAUAGUAACCACAAUUGCCAUGUGUCUCAUGGUUAGCCAGGCAGCGGAUCUGGUUUGCAUCUUUACCGACUUUACCCACCAUGUGAGCUUCAUUGUCGCCGAUAUCAUCUUAUGCUUUAGUCUGCUGGCGGCGUUCUUCUGGCUCAAUAGCUUUGGCUAUUAUAUAUGGAAAACCUUUCGCUCGCGCAAUGUAUUUCUGCGUGUCACCGAUGGACGCAAGUAUUGUUAUUACUCCGCCUAUGCCUGGGGCUGUACCGGUACUAUGGCUGGCCUGGCAGUGUUUGCGCAUUUCUUUCUGGACGCGGAUUCAUACAAAAAGGAGAAUAUGCGUGGCGAGCAGCAGACCAUUGGCUGGCUAGGCAUUUGCAUAUUCUUUGCGCCCAUUGCAUGCACCAUUAUAAUUAAUAUAUUCUUCUAUGUAACCACACGCAAGUUGAUCAAUCGACGCACUGUCUAUGGACGCAUAGCGCACAAGCUUAAGGCCAAUUUCAUCAUGUUCACGCUCAUGCUGUUGGUUAUGUCAUUUGCCUGGCUGUUUCUCACCAUGUCCUGGAUGCAGUUGGACGGACUGGUCUAUGCGCAUAUUAUAGUUAAUGCAUUCCAGGCGCCGCUGCUGCUUUAUAUCUGCGUGCUGCGGCAGCGUCAUGUCACAUUUUUACUAAAGAAAUCCUGCUGCUAUAAUGAGCCGCCCUCUGCCAAUGAUUGGGGAGAUGAGAUGCACUAUAUGAAUGGCAAUGACUAUUGACGAGCCGUCCACCUAACUUAUUAUCCCCAACUGAGCUCAAGCCUUAUUUUUAACAUGUAUGUCUAAGUGUUUUUGUAAUAGUUUAACAAUGUUAAACAUUGAGAUUUGUACUUAAAAUGCAA
This is a messenger RNA of Drosophila busckii, 1731 nucleotides long. RefSeq names its product probable G-protein coupled receptor Mth-like 5 (gene mthl5). Gene Ontology annotation, molecular function: G protein-coupled receptor activity. The record is from RefSeq and is a predicted model, not a curated record. NCBI's taxonomy places the organism in Eukaryota, Metazoa, Arthropoda, Insecta, Diptera, Drosophilidae. Gene Ontology annotation, biological process: G protein-coupled receptor signaling pathway; cell surface receptor signaling pathway. The transcript is spliced from 6 exons. Gene Ontology annotation, cellular component: membrane. Bases 146 to 1609 code for a protein of 487 amino acids.